UAUUGAGCUGGUUUCUGUUGUAGGCCAGAAGCCCCUAGAAAUAGUUGAAUUACCACUUUACGUCUUAAGCCCAGCGCAGAGUAAUGAGCAAUUGAAUGGCUUGUGUGGAAGGUAAACUUCCUGAACUCAUGGGCUGUCACCGACUUACUGCAGUAACAAGGUCACAGGAAAGUAAAGAAAGAGGUUGAGCCCUCCAAAGCCUCCGAGAGGGAAAGAUAGACAAGUGGCUAUGGGGUCUUUACUCGGGGUGAGCAGCUGGUAUGGAUCUGUACAGAUUCGGUGGUAUAAUUACAGAAGCUUUAUCUUUCUGCUAUGGAUUUUUCAGCUCUCUUCAAGUGCUUGGGGUCUUGCCAACUGCCAGCUCUAUGCCGUAGACACUGGGGGCUACACAGAUAAAUCAGAGCCUGACCUCACUGGCUGUUCAUUAUCUAGGGGUCACAAAUACCUGCAGCCCAAGAGAGAGAACACCAGUGUCCCAUGUUCGGUGGCCCCAGAAAAGUCAGUGUGGAGGCCUCAGCCACCCCAGGUCCGACGUACAUUCUCUCUGGACACCGUCCUCAGUUCCUACCUUCUGGGCCAGUGGCCACGAGAUGCCGAUGGGGCCUUCACCUGCUGUACCAAUGACAAGGCCACCCAGACACCCCUCUCCUGGCAAGAGCCAGAAGGUGAGCGGGCCAGCUUCUGCAUGCACAAGCGAUCAGCAUCGUGGGGCAGCACAGACCACCGAAAAGAGAUCACCAAGUUGAAGCAACAGCUGCAGAGGACGAAGCUGAGCCGCAGUGGGAAGGAGAAGGAGCGGAGCUCCCCUGUCCAAGGGGACCACGCUGUUCGGGGAAUGGUGAGGGCACCCCUUCCCAGCUUCCCCCCAGGGUCCCCUGUCCUGCGACUCAGCCCUUGCCUGCACAGAAGCCUGGAGGGGCUCAACCAGGAGCUGGAAGAGGUGUUUGUGAAGGAGCAGGGUGAAGAGGAGCUGCUGAGGAUCCUUGAGGUCCCUGAUGGGCACCGUGCCCCAGCUCCUUCACACAAUAGCAGCUGUGACCAUCCCCUCCUCCUCCUGGAACCAGGCAACAUGACCAGCUCUCCCUCUGUGCCCCUGGCAUCCCCUCAGCCUCCUGGCCAGGCUAGCCGUGAGGAGCACCGGGGUGCCACUGAGGAGCUGACAUCCAUCCCCAGUGACAAAGCCUCUUCUCCAGGCCGCCCAGCCUUCCUAGAAGAUGGCAGUCCGUCUCCAGUCCUUGCCUUUGCUGCCUCCCCCCGGCCCAAUCACAGCUAUGUCUUCAAACGGGAGCCCCCAGAAGGCUGUGAGAGAGUCCGUGUGUUUGAGGAGGCCACGUCCCCAGGUCCUGACCUGGCCUUCUUGACUUCCUGUCCUGACAAGAACAAAGUUCACUUCAACCCGACUGGCUCAGCCUUCUGCCCUGUCAGCUUGAUCAAACCUCUCUUCCCCAGCAUGGGCUUCAUCUUCCGGAACUGCCCCUCCAGCCCUGGCUCUCCUCUUCCCCCUGCCAGCCCCAGGGCACCACCUCGGAAGGAUCCAGAAGCUUCCAAGGCCUCCUCACUGCCAUUUGAGCCAUGGCAGCGCACCCCACCAUCAGAAGAGUCCGUGCUUUUCCAGAGCUCCUUGGUAGUCUGAGCCCCACCCCACUCCUUACACACACUCUUACCAUGGAGACUAGUGCCUUGGUGGCAAGCUCCUCAUUAGCUUCCCAAGCUGGGGGAUCGAGGAGCCCUUCCCUCUAGGCCUUUGAGCACUUUCAUUUAUUGUGUCAAAGCUCCAGGUCCUUUGGACGUCAGCCCCUCCAAAAGGGAGGAGGCUUACCUUCUCCACUAGCAGCUAGGCAGCUCACAACUUACACUUGUGUACCUGCGGCUUCCCUCACUUGCUAGAAGGUCUCGAGUCUUCUAGCCCAGGGUGUGAGUUCCAAUGACUUAUAGGAGGCUCUUGUUAUGGAACAAGUUGGCUGUGAAUGAGAGAGGGGAGAUGCCACAGACUUCCUUACAGCCCCACCUCUAGAGACAGAGGAAAGCAGACCAGAUGCCUUCCUCCUAGAGGAGCUGACCAAAGUGGUCCUCAGGGCCAGAACACUUGACCAAUUCAGCUGUUGGCAGGGGGACCACGAGAUUUCCCAAGUGGCAUUUUCAUCUCACUUUUACCCUGACUAAAGAUUGUCUUAAGCAGCAUCCCAGCCCAAAGUGGAUAGUGGGAAGAGGGAGAGCUGGCACUCCUCCAGGUGGCAUGUAGUGGCUCCAUACCCUCCACCUGCCCCAGGGUUGGGUUGGAUUAGAAAAAUGCCUAUUUUUCUUGUAUCGAUGUAGAAACUCUAUUUUCUCCCAAAGACACUAUUUUUGCAACUAUUUGAAGUUUGUAUAUUUUCCAUACUGCAGAGCUUACACAAAAUUGAAGAAUGUUAAUGUUCGAGUUUUCUUAUCUUGUGUUUAGAGGUUGUUUUUUGCAGAUCUUGAUGUUAAUAGACCAAAUAAAUAAGUAUUCCAGCA
Messenger RNA from Peromyscus eremicus (cactus mouse), 2496 nucleotides. RefSeq names its product family with sequence similarity 117 member A (gene Fam117a). Bases 230 to 1633 code for a protein of 467 amino acids. NCBI's taxonomy places the organism in Eukaryota, Metazoa, Chordata, Mammalia, Rodentia, Cricetidae. The transcript is spliced from 8 exons. The record is from RefSeq and is a predicted model, not a curated record.